AUGGUGGUCGAAACGAGAGGAGGAGGUAAGAGGAAGGAUAAUCCAACGAAGGAAGAGACUCGGAGAGUGAAGUUUGCAAAGACGACGGCGGUGGCCUCCGAUAAUAUCGAGAAGACGACGACGGAGAAUACGAGGGAGACGAGUGAGGACUCGAGGGAGAUUAUGGCGGAGAAGACGAGUGAGAACUCGAGGGAGAUUACGGCGGAGAAGACGAACGAGGACUCGAGGGAGAUUACGGCGGGAACGGAGACGAGUGAAGUGGCUUUAGAAACUGCUCCGACGACAGUAAACAAAUGUCCUGCUGGCCCAUCUCCUUUAGCCCCUCUAGCAACUCAGGCGAUUGGGACUCAUUCUGGAGAUGAAGAAAAUGAUGAUGAGAAUGAAGUUUCUAAAGAAGGAAAUGGAGGCGGAGAAGAAAAGGAUGAUGAGAAUGAAAGUUCUGAAGAAGGAAAUGGAGACGAAGAAGGAAAGGAUGAUGAGAAUGAAGGUUCUGAAGAAGAAAGGGAUGAUGAUAAUGAAGGUUCUGAAGAAGAAAAUGGAGAAGGAGAAGAGUUAGCAAAUGGAGAUAGAGCAACAAACGAGAAUGAGAAUCCACCAGAAUCCGAAGUAAGAAAUUGUCACUUAGGUAUACUAGGGGAACUUGGAUAUAACUUGGAUAUAACUUGUAGCAAAAUUGGUUAUAACUUGGGGAAAAAUUGGAUAUAA
Eruca vesicaria subsp. sativa (arugula) is the source of this 705-nucleotide messenger RNA. Lineage: Eukaryota; Viridiplantae; Streptophyta; Magnoliopsida; Brassicales; Brassicaceae. The record is from the annotation of a GenBank genome assembly.